CAGCGCAAGAAAUUUUCGAAUCCGAACUUUAUAAUAACAAUUCCGACAUAGAAGUUUUGCAAGAAAUUUUUGAAUCUGAACUUCGUAAAAAUAAUUCCGACGUAGAAAUUUUGCAUGCAGGUCAUUCACACGCUUGUUGUGAAGUAGGUUAUUAUAAUUUAAAUGACAAUAUAUUUGAUAAAUCUUUAGAAUUUUUACAUAAAGCUAGAGAUCUAGGAUGUAAAAGGUCACUUUUUUAUCUUUCAGAAUAUUAUAGAUUAGUUUCACCAAUAGAUGAAUAUAAAAGUU
Molecule: messenger RNA, 288 nt
Organism: Dentiscutata erythropus
Lineage: Eukaryota; Fungi; Glomeromycota; Glomeromycetes; Diversisporales; Gigasporaceae
Source: the annotation of a GenBank genome assembly